AUGAUAGAAACAGUACAUAGGCAACCAUGGCACAGCUAUAUAACAGUGGAGCCAGUCAUGUUCUUCUAUAUGAUGGCUUAUAUGAUUACAAAUGUUAUUGAGCAGACUUUCUAUGUAUUCCGAGCCUGCACCGUCAAUCACGGGUACAGUGAAGAAAUAUGCUAUAAUAUAUCUAGUUAUGAUGAUAUUAAUAAUGAGGUUCAGGUGACGGUGUCAACAUUCCACCAAUGGAACGGUAUAGCAAGUCAUAUCGUUCCGUUGUUACUGGCGUUUUUCUUAGGAUCCUACAGCGACAAGAGAGGACGAAAAAUACUUUUGCUUGGCGGCUUAGUGGGUAAAUUGUACUUUUCCCUAAUGAUCACUCUUAAUACUAUGAAGGCGUGGCCGUUGGAAUACGUAAUAUACACCGCUGCGUUUCCUAGCGCUCUUACUGGCGCCGAUCUAGCGAUAUUUGCUGGAUGUUUCGCAUACAUCGCCGACGUGUCUUCAAUCAAGAACCGAACACUGAGAGUUGGGAUACUGGACGUCGUGUAUCUAAGCACUAUGCCCACUGGAGUCGCGCUAGGUAACCUACUCUACAACAAAGUAGUGAACAGAUCGUUCACAGCCAUGUUCGGUAUCAACUCAUGCUUAAUGCUGAUGGCCACUCUACACUGCCUAUUGUUUCUCGAGUGGCAGACAAGACCAGAACAACAGUCUUUGAGACAAGCAGGCAUCCGGAAUCCGAUAACGGAUUUCUUCGACUUCGACAACAUCAAGCAAACUUUAAUCACGUUGACGAAGAGAAGACCCCAGAAUAGAAGAAUGUUCCUAUGGUUUCUUCUGAUUUCCAUGGCGUUUUAUACAUUCCAGAGAGAUGAAAGGCCAGUAAUGUACUUAUACACAUCGAAGGUGUUCAAAUGGGAUUCCAGUGACUUCAGCCACUUCAGGACCUACUUGAGUACGGCCUACGUCGUUGUUAUGCUCUUCGGUAUUCCACUAACAACUAGAGUACUCGGAUUGAAAGAUACGUUGAUCGUGAUGAUGGGUGCGUCUGCGCACAUGUGCGGUCACAUGAUAUAUGCGCAUGCCCAUACAAACACAGCUAUGUAUGUAGGGGCGACGGCGGCAGCUCUCGGGCCUUGCGUCGCUCCACUCAUACGAUCUAUGGCAUCGAAAGUUCUCGAACCGGCUGAAAGAGGCGUGGCGUUUGCUUUCUUAUCGGUAAUGGAGAAUGCAGUGGCAAUGUUCGCUUCGGUGAUAUACUCUCAGCUGUACAAGGCGACGCUCGACACAAGUUUCAUAAACGCUAUAUUUUACCUUACCUUCGGCACGCAGGCCAUUGUAUUCCUUCUGGCUAUGUUUAUGGAAAUUAUGUUGAAGGGACGAAGGCUGGAAACACAAGAUAAACAAAUUAUACCCGAAAAUUGAAAAUAAAAGUUUGUUCCUAUAUGCAAUAAAUCUAUGUUGAUCAAAUAUUAUUGUACUAUUUAUAAGUAUUGAAUUAAGAUUUUGUUGUGAUUAAGAUGCCUUAAAAUGUAACUAAUAUUAAUUUUUAUUGAUUGUAAAUGUAACAAUACCAUAUGUAUUUUAUUGACAUUGUUACUGUACUAAGAAUAUUGACAGAUAAGGUCUAAAAUAAAAUCAAAUCACUAAAAUAAAGUGUUAUUACGAAUUUAAAUUAUUUGAGAUUUCUUAAAAAAAUGUUAGAUUGUAACAUAAUCAACAUUUUAAAGCAUAUAUAUAUAAUAAUUACAUUCUUGGAUCAGUUAUAAAUUAUUUAUGUUUUUUCUACAUUUACUUCUACUAUUACCAUGUACUUCGGUUUAGCUAUGAGAUAAUUUGCAAUUUAUCCAUCCCUACUAUGUUACUGAAUUCGUUUAUAAGUAUAUAUAGUAUUAGUAAUACGUGAAUUUCACCUGCAUUGUUUUUUUUUUUUUUAAAUAUAAAUGGUCAGCUCUA
Molecule: messenger RNA, 1941 nt
Organism: Melitaea cinxia (Glanville fritillary)
Lineage: Eukaryota; Metazoa; Arthropoda; Insecta; Lepidoptera; Nymphalidae
Product: proton-coupled folate transporter
Exons: 9
Coding region: 1-1410 (469 amino acids)
Biological process (GO): transmembrane transport
Cellular component (GO): membrane
Molecular function (GO): transmembrane transporter activity
Source: RefSeq, a predicted model, not a curated record